ACACAAAUCAGUGUCAGCAGCCAUAUUGCAUUUAUAUGGGUGAUUCCUGAGAAUCUUGUUUAUGACUCGUCUGCCGUGUCUCUAAUAGGCGUCCGAUUUUGAUCUUCGUGAUGGAGGAAACGAAGAUAAUUUACCACAUUGACGAUGAAGAGACGCCGUACCUGGUGAAAUUGGCCAUUCCUCCGGAGCGGGUCACCCUUGCCGACUUCAAAAACAUCCUCAAUCGGCCCAACUUUAAGUUCUUUUUCAAGUCUAUGGACGAUGACUUCGGGGUCGUCAAAGAAGAAAUCGUCGACGAUGACUCGCACCUACCCUGUUUCAACGGGCGCGUCGUAUCAUGGCUUGUUUCCGCGGAAGGCAGCAGCGUGUCCGACAGGUCGGACGGUGCGUCCCAGUGUACGGACAGUGCAGCACAUUCAGACCCUAAGCAGCAGCAGGUCGUCAUCGAGAAUCAAACCACAAAUUUCAGAGUGCCGCACACUAAAACGAGGACAAUGGAGGACUCAACUUGUACAGAGACUGAGUCUAUUAUCAGCUCGAGGCCAGGGGGCCCCAGACCCACGCGGCACCACGCGGAAAAAUACGAUAGAUACAUUAAAUACAAUGGCUUGCAAGGACCAAGAGCAAACGGCCAGUCAGGCAGGCAUCAGAGAUCUGGACACGGCUAUGAAAGCUCCUCCAUGAUCAGUUCUGAGUUGGAGACCACCAGCUGUCUCGACUCUGAGGACGACGCCACCUCUCACAUCACUACUACCACAGAACACAGCAGCGUGUCUAGGGCGCACCUGAGGCGGCGGCCGCGUCGAAGGAGGCACCGGAUGCCUCCAAUGUCGCGCACAUCCUCGUUUUCAUCCAUCACAGACUCCACCAUGUCACUUAACAUAAUCACUGUCUCUCUCAACAUGGACGCAGUCAAUUUUCUAGGAAUUAGCAUUGUAGGCCAAAGCAAUAAAGGCGGCGACGGCGGAAUUUACGUCGGCUCAAUCAUGAAAGGCGGGGCGGUAGCAUUGGACGGUCGAAUUGAACCUGGAGACAUGAUUCUGCAGGUCAAUGACAUUAAUUUCGAAAAUAUGAGCAACGACGAGGCUGUCCACAUCCUCAGGGAAGUGGUCCAGAAGCCAGGGCCAAUUAAGUUGGUAGUUGCCAAGUGUUGGGAGCCAAAUCCCAAAGGAUACUUUACGAUACCGCGGACUGAACCAGUGCGGCCCAUUGACCCUGGGGCCUGGGUGGCUCACACAGCCGCCAUCAGAGGUAAGAGUAAGGUUGGAGGAUGCGAACUAAUUGUGAGCCUUAACAAUCCUUGCCCAGGCGACUUUCCAAUUAGACCCGAGUCAGUUAGCACGAUCACAUCUGCCAGUUCAUCAAUCACGUCUAGUAUGCCUGAUUGUGACCAAAGAAACACAGAAGAGAUGCAUUUGACUGUAAGAACUGAUAUGCCCACGAUUGUGCGGGUGAUGGCCAGGCCGGACUCUGGGUUGGAAGUCAGGGACAGAUUGUGGCUGAAAAUUACCAUUCCGAACGCAUUUAUUGGCGCCGACGUGGUCGACUGGCUCAACACCCACGUUGAGGGCUUCAACGAUCGGAGGGACGCGCGCAAGUAUGCAUCCCAAAUGCUGAAGGCCGGCUACAUCAGGCACACUGUCAACAAGAUAACCUUCUCAGAGCAGUGCUACUACGUCUUUGGUGAUCUCUGCGGAUCAAUGUCUACCCUGAAGCUGCAGGAGGAUGAAUCAGUGUCUGUGGGACCGCUGCCACCACCAAGCUCGACCUCGCCGGCACCAUGGGGAGGCGGGCACAUGCCAUACGCGGGCACAUUCCUGUCGCACCCCGCCUCGGGCUACGCACCUAUGCCCUUCAACUAUGCCAACGAUCCCAGCGUUUAUGGUUUUGAGGAGGAACAGGCACGCUCCACCUCAGGAGGCAGCAGUGGAUCAGAUGGAGCUGCCAGUUUGGUCGGGUCGGCCAUCAGGGCUCCCGUGACUGGGGCUCCGCCUGCAUUACCACCCCUACCACCCGCGUCACCUCACCAGCAAGGGGCUGGUAGUGAGUCGGGAUCAAGGCGUUCUCGGUCAAGCGGCUCUGAACAGAGCGGCUCAACAGCGGCCGCGGGAGCGGCAAGCGGAGCCGGAAGUGCUGGAAGCGGGAGCGGUGGAGGCCGGCAGCUACAGCAUGUGCCUGAGGAGAUGUCUGGCAGCCGACAGUCUUUCCGCAUGGCCAUGGGCAAUCCCUCCUCGCCAAUCCGCAGCAACACAGCCGCACAUCCCAAUAACAAAAACGAAGUGCUGCACCACCAACAACACCAGCACCACUCGUCUCCCAUGCACACCUAUGAGAGCAUAGAUCUUCUGGAGUACAACUUCUCCAACAACAACAAUUGAUGCUUCUGCCGAUUCACAACCGCAGAAAAAACUUUUCUUGACCUUCUUGUAUACGAUAAUAAUUUGUUGUUGCUCGCAAGUAUUUAUUCGCAGUGGCAGCACAUACAGACUAAACUUGUCGUGCUGCAUUUUCUUGUUUGCACAAAGUUCGCGGCCACGGGAAUCAAAUCUGUCGAGUGCUUUUAAUUUUUAGUCAGAUGCCAUUAUAGCUUGUUUAAUUGUUAUCGCCGCCAAAAGACUUGAACGAAGGAAGAGGAAUCAGCUUGCAUACUCUAACUGUCUGUGUAUGAAUUUUUCUGCUCAAGUGGUUCAAAAUUUGUGCCAUCGAAGACGCCGUGAAGAUAAUAAUAAAACUUAAUAAUUUAGUUCACAAGCGUAGCUGUUAAUGUAAAAAAGAGCAGCUGCCCGCGUUAUACAGGGAUUUAGAACUUUGACUAGCAGGAAAUCUCGUGCAAUAUAUUAACUUUUAAAACAAAACAGCAUUUCCGGUCAUUUCCCUGUUUUCUUUACGCCUACCUCAUUUUUUGUGAAUGUUGUUGCCAACUCUGAACCGCAAGUUACGUUCCUUCAUUUUCAAAACUCGGUCAGCGCAGUUGCCAACAAGAGAUAAACUUAACAACAGGGUUUUCAAUAAAUGCAAGCUACUCUUGGUGUGUGGUUUUAAAUUUUUAUCUCUCUCUCUCUCUCUUGGAAUGCGAAGAGACGUUCGAAUUGAAAAUGUGAUCAAUUUUUGUGAAAGCUUCAUACAGCAAGAGAGCUUGCAUUUGCAUAUAUUAGAGGAAAUUCAUUAAGAUUGUCAAACUUUUUGCUCUUCUUAAGUAAUAUACAUUUAAUCUUGUAAGGUGUACAUACAUUAUGAAAAUAAAUUGAAAAUCUUCUGUAUUUGGAGAAUUAUAAUUGAAA
Molecule: messenger RNA, 3281 nt
Organism: Cloeon dipterum
Lineage: Eukaryota; Metazoa; Arthropoda; Insecta; Ephemeroptera; Baetidae
Gene: dsh
Product: Segment polarity protein dishevelled
Exons: 16
Coding region: 111-2378 (755 amino acids)
Biological process (GO): Wnt signaling pathway; intracellular signal transduction
Molecular function (GO): frizzled binding
Source: RefSeq, a predicted model, not a curated record